GAAAUAUUAUAAUUCAAAACCUAACAAUAUCUUAUUUAUUCAAAACAAUAUUAAAUACACUAAAAAAAAUGUAAAGGAAAUAGUAAUUCGAAAGUGAUUUCAAUAAUUUCUAAGAAGCCAGCAAAACUUCACUUGAUUAAAUGUUUAAACAAUAAGACCUCAAUGAAAAACAUAAGGAAACCUGUCUCAGAAAUGCUAAGACUUUUGAAUUAUUUGCUACUUGUAUAAUUUCUAAAUUAAUGUAGGCAUGGAAAGACAUGAAGGUAAAAUAGACAAUAUUGCUAAAUAUCUCUCUAUGAAGAUGUUAUUUAUCGAAAAAUCAGCAUUAGAAUGCUAUAAAGGAAAUACAAAUGAUAGAGAAUUCGAAAGAUGCCAUCAAAGAAUUGAAUAGCAACUUCACGAUGUCUACAGUGAAUACUACUAAGGCUUACUACACCUUUGACUUCAUUUA
Messenger RNA from Paramecium primaurelia, 451 nucleotides. NCBI's taxonomy places the organism in Eukaryota, Ciliophora, Oligohymenophorea, Peniculida, Parameciidae. The record is from the annotation of a GenBank genome assembly.